Molecule: messenger RNA, 297 nt
Organism: Sclerotinia borealis F-4128
Lineage: Eukaryota; Fungi; Ascomycota; Leotiomycetes; Helotiales; Sclerotiniaceae
Source: the annotation of a GenBank genome assembly
AUGAAGGACUUCAAGGAAGAACACCCGGCUGCAGCUAAGAGACUUGGCACGGUAGAUGCGGGCAAUAUUACGAAGGGAGACAUUGCAAAUGGUAUCGCAGAACUCUCGAUAUCUUCCAUCAAAACGGUAAAGACAGUUCAGAUCGACCAUCAUGCCGUCAACUCUUCCGAUAACGGCAAUGGGGAUGGAAGACCCAGCGAACAGCGACCUGAUACUGUUUCUGCCAACAAUAGUCAGCUUGUGAUAAUCAGUCAGAAAGUCCAGAAUGAGGAGGAUACCUUCUGUAGAGCUCCAUGA